Synchiropus splendidus (mandarinfish) is the source of this 2652-nucleotide messenger RNA. RefSeq lists its product as uncharacterized. Bases 86 to 1069 code for a protein of 327 amino acids. Gene Ontology annotation, biological process: response to bacterium. The record is from RefSeq and is a predicted model, not a curated record. Lineage: Eukaryota; Metazoa; Chordata; Actinopteri; Syngnathiformes; Callionymidae. The transcript is spliced from 7 exons.
ACAAGUUUUCUACUGAUGUCAACAGUUUUGUCUUCGCCACCUUCCUAUCCCGACCUUUAUUGUACUGCAGCCGUGUCUUGUCAAGAUGCUUCGUUUCUUCAUGCUGUUCUUUCUUCUCCUCAACGCAUAUUCGUCUGUGAUCAUCAGAAACUCUGGAGACAACGUGACCUUAGAAUGUUUCCAUUCAUCGAGAGACUCAAAGGUGUCUUGGUAUAAGCAGGUCUUGGGCCAGACACCACAACUUAUUUGUUCAAUCUACGGCAUAUCCAAAACUUUCUUCAACGACUUCGAAAAUGAGGAAAGAUUUUCAUGUUAUUCUUCAGAAGGUGUUGAGUAUCUGAGGAUAUCCAACCUGCAGCCGCGGGAUGCCGCCAUGUACUACUGUGGAGGAACCAGCAUCAGCAUCACGCGCUUCCAGAGUGGAAAUGUCUUGCUUGUGCAAGCCUCAAAUUCCAGGCCGACGUCUGUUCUUCAGCAUCAGUCUGUUUCGGUGUCUCCUGGUGACUCUGUGCAGCUCAACUGCACCGUCACUCCUGGAGGCAGAGUGGGAGACUUGAACUUCUAUUGGUUCUGGAAGAACAUGCACGACUCCCGACCUGGAGUAAUAAUAUUCACCAACGCAAACACAAGCCAUCGGUGUGACAGAAAGUCCCAGAGUUGUGUCAGCAAUUUGUGGAGGGGCAACGUUCAGGAUUCUGACGCUGGGAACUACUACUGUGCCGUGGCCUCCGGUGGAGAGAUUGUGUUCGGAGCAGGGACAAAGCUACUUGUGGAAGGAAGUUCUGACCAGAGACUGUGGCUGGUGUCCCUCUCUGCUGCGCUGCUGGUGUCCAUUACCAUCAACAUUCUGACCUGUGCUCUCUGUGGAUUCAGCAGGACGAAACACGCUCGAGGCCACAAGCAGGUUGAACGUGUCUGUGACGUAGCUGAGGAUCAGGAAGAAGACGUGCAGUAUGUGGCCAUCGACCUCAGUAGGAGACACAGCACUAGAGUGUCGAGCAGAGAGGAGAAGACACUCUACUCCAGAGUGAGAAUCCACAGUCAACCUGACAGGGACGCCACCUGCUGAGUUCUGAAAAUGAGGACACUGCGUCAUGAAGCCUCUUCAACAGCCUUUCAAAACAAUGGAAUUUUAUCUUUGUGUAUGUGUUUCUUUGUUUCAUCAAAUUAAAAGCUAUGAUAGAAGUUAUUAUCGUGAAUGCACCACUGGCAUGUACUUGCUGCUUGUAAACAGUAGGUUCCGUGAUGUUGUUGGUUUACUUCAGUUCUGUGGUGUUAUUCCAAUAUUGUUAACCAUAAACCAAACAGCUCAGUGACUGCACAUGUGAUGUUAAUGUGACUAUGUUUGAAAUGAACAAUGAUUUUCCACCCCUUUGGCAGUGCAACACAGGAACAGACAAACCAAAAAAAAAUGGUUUUGCAGACAAAUGGUUUAAUGUUCAUAUUUAAACAAGCUAAUAAGAGUCUCUUUUUCCAAGAUGAUACAUUUCAAGUCGGUAUGACAUCAAAUGUUCCACAAGACGUGAGAGAGCGCAGAAGCAGAGAGGACAGUUCUGUCGAUGACCUACAUUCAGAUGUUAAAUGUAUACGUGGUGGAAAUAUGGCUAUAGAGACCACUGACCUCAUUUUGGGUGACAAAGCUAAUCUCACUGCUGUUUGUGGCUUCUGCAGGAGAACAAGAGGACAACAGAGAAUGCAAUGUGUGUGCGUGUAUUUAAGCAUAUCUAUCCUAGUGAGGCCGAACCUAAGUUAAGACAAAAUAUGAACGGGAGAGAAUGGAGACAUGGAAGUCCCCACAGAUCUCACAUAUGAUAUCUGUGAGUUUGAAAGAUACAUUCUAAUGCUGCAAGAGUACUGUUUUCGACCGGCAUCAAAAGUUGCUUGAUGAGAUACGUAGUAGUGAACUACAAUGCUGAUCGCAGGCUCCCAGUUGAUGACAUGUGGGACAGGCUCGACAGGGUCAUGGUAGGUGUGUAACAAUGUCAGCUAAUGUUUGCUGUCUUCUGCCUUUGAUAGUUUAGUGCCUUUAGCAUCUGCCUUAGUGCUGGAGAGUGGUCGGAUUCUGCUGUGCGGUCAUACAGUACAUGUGACGUUUGAGUUGUGGUCCAAUAAAAAAAAUAAUGAUGUAUUUUCACAAGCAAAUAAAUUAUAAAUGGCACAACAAAGUAGUAAAAACUAACAUCAUUAUUUAUCAUUUAAAUUGAGAGACAGACUAUGUGUGAUCUAGGGUAUAAGUGGACCAGAAAAUAACUUUGAUCUCACUAUGGACUUACAACUGGGAGGGGCGGAGACUUAGGCUCUCUUCAGGUUUAAGUUUGGUGCACAGUCCUGGUUGAGGUUUGGCGUUUGUUUUGGAUGGUUAGGUUUAGGUUCGAGGCUGGGGAAAGCUAAUGGGUGUCCUCACUAAGAUAGAAGUAGAAACCUGGGUGUGUGGGUGUGCAUGAGCGCGUGUGAGCUGAAGUUACUUCCUGUAGUAGACACACCGGCUCCAGGUUGCGUCUUGCUGGAGUUUGACAGAAGCAACAUUAGCCGACAGAGAAAUAUUGAUCACAUCAAUGUAAAACAUGCAAAACUCAAGGAAAACAUGAACAAACCUUUGAAUCUGUGUGGCGUGAAAAACGGUCUUGACACACUGAAGAAACAGAAUUAAUG